Delphinapterus leucas (beluga whale) is the source of this 927-nucleotide messenger RNA. NCBI's taxonomy places the organism in Eukaryota, Metazoa, Chordata, Mammalia, Artiodactyla, Monodontidae. The record is from RefSeq and is a predicted model, not a curated record.
GAGUCUUUAGGAGUUGGAGGUCGCAGCAGGACACCAGGAUGUCGGACGCCGAAGAGCAGGAAUAUGAGGAGGAGCAGCCUGAAGAAGAGGAGGCUGCUGAGGAGGAGGAGGAAGCCCCCGAGGAGCCGGAGCCGUUGGCUGAGCGAGAAGAGGAGCGCCCCAAACCAAGCCGGCCCGUGGUACCUCCGCUGAUCCCCCCAAAGAUCCCAGAGGGGGAACGUGUGGACUUCGAUGACAUCCACCGGAAGCGCAUGGAAAAAGAUCUGCUGGAGCUGCAGACGCUCAUUGACGUGCAUUUUGAACAGCGGAAGAAAGAGGAAGAGGAGCUCGUGGCGCUAAAAGAGCGUAUUGAGCGGCGCCGGGCGGAGAGAGCUGAGCAACAGCGCUUCAGAACCGAGAAGGAGCGUGAGCGUCAGGCUAAGCUGGUGGAGGAGAAGAUGCGGAAGGAAGAGGAAGAGGCCAAGAAGCGAGCUGAGGAUGACGCCAAAAAGAAGAAGGUUCUGUCCAACAUGGGGGCCCAUUUUGGGGGUUACCUGGUCAAGGCAGAACAGAAGCGGGGUAAGCGCCAGACAGGGCGUGAGAUGAAACUGCGCAUCUUGUCGGAGCGUAAAAAGCCUCUGAACAUCGACCACAUGGGAGAAGAACAGCUCCGGGAGAAGGCCCAGGAACUGUCGGACUGGAUCCACCAGUUGGAGUCCGAGAAGUUUGACCUGAUGGAGAAGCUGAAGCAGCAGAAAUAUGAGAUCAAUGUUCUGUACAAUCGCAUCAGCCACGCCCAGAAGUUCCGGAAGGGGGCCGGGAAGGGCCGCGUUGGAGGCCGCUGGAAGUGAGGAUCUGGGCACUGCCCCCCCACCCCCUCCAGGCACCCGGGAGCCCUUGGAGUGUGUGUCCCAUCUGUGGCUUGAAAUAAAUGCUCCCCCUGCAGCA